This is a messenger RNA of Diaporthe citri, 2115 nucleotides long. RefSeq lists its product as uncharacterized. The transcript is spliced from 5 exons. Gene Ontology annotation, molecular function: serine-type peptidase activity; zinc ion binding; metallocarboxypeptidase activity. Lineage: Eukaryota; Fungi; Ascomycota; Sordariomycetes; Diaporthales; Diaporthaceae. Gene Ontology annotation, biological process: proteolysis. The record is from RefSeq and is a predicted model, not a curated record. The coding region runs from base 1 to 2115 and encodes 704 amino acids.
AUGAAGAUCACCUCCGACAUCCUCCGCCUCAUCACCGCAGCGAUGGGCCUGCUCGCCACGACAGCCCAUGCGCAGAACUCAUCCACCGUCGGCCCCGAGAGAGGCUCUCUCGUCGUCGUGGGGGGCGGCUCUCUCAGCGACAGCAUCUACCAGCGCGUCAUCGACCUGGCGGGCGGCAGCGGGCCCGCCUCCUCCAUCGUGGUGAUCCCGACGGCUGACGGAGCGGACUCGCACGACCAGGACGCAGCUGGGGCGGCGGCGUUCAGGCGCCUCGGCGCGGGGAAUGUCACGGUGCUGCAUACUUACGACCCGGCCGUCGCGGACACGGAGGAGUUUGUCGCGCCGCUGCUGGCCGCGACGGGGGUGUGGUUCGGCGGCGGGAGGCAGUGGCGCCUUGUGGAUGCGUACGCGGGCACAAGGUCUGAGGCGGAGUUCAGGGCUGUCCUCGAGCGCGGCGGUGUCAUCGGAGGUUCAAGCGCCGGGGCGAGCAUCCAGGGGAGUUUCCUUGCGCGGGGGGACACGGCAAACAACCAGAUUAUGGUUGGGGAUCACCAGGUCGGGUUUGGGUAUCUGAAGAACACGGCUAUCGACCAGCAUGUCCUGGUGCGGAACCGCGUGUUCGACCUGUUCGACAUCCUGAAGGUCAGGCCUGAGCUGCUCGCGUUCGGCAUCGAUGAGAACACGGCGCUGGUUGUCUCCGGGAACGAUGCUGAGGUCAUCGGGGCGAGCUACGUCGCCGUCUACGACGGGGGGUUCUGGUCGAGGGAGGGCAGCGAGCUCAAGAACCUGCCUGAUUCGUCUUCUAUAUUUUACUACUUGAGGAAUGGUGAUCGAAAACAUCUCGAUACAGCCAUGCCUAUGCAAUUCAUCCACGUUCCAUUUGCUAGUCUCCUCGCUUGCUCCCGAGCCAGCAAGGGGCAAUAUGACGGACACAAAGUGGUCCGCGUCAAGACGGACGGACGGCCAAAUGCAGUGCUGAAGAGGCUUGCCAGCAUAUCCUUGGAGCCGUGGAAGGAAGAAACCGUGGGCAGCCACUUCGAUGUUGUCGUCCCACCCGAGAAACUGGCCCAGUUCGAAUCCCUCAAACUCAGGAGUACCAUCCUUCAUACGGACCUUGGAGAGUCCAUCGCCGCAGAAUCCGCUUCACAGAGCACGUGGAAGAGACAGGCUGACGAUCUCUCGUGGUACGACACGUACCACCCAUAUAAGGACCACAUUCAAUAUUUUGAGGACCUCCAGGCGUUGUUCCCAAACAACUCUGAGUUGAUCUCUUCUGGUACAUCCUACGAGGGCCGGGAUCUCUUUGGUAUUCACCUGUGGGGUGACGCCGGCCCGGGAAAGCCUGCAGUGCUCUACCAUGGUACUACCGUUGAGUAUCUCACGCUGCAGCUCAUCCACGGCUACAAAGGGGGCGACAACGAUACCCGCACUGUUCUGGACAGCUUUGACUUCUACAUCGUCCCGAUAGUCAAUCCCGACGGGUUCGUGUACACGCAAACCACCGAACGACUGUGGCGCAAGAACCGCCAGCCCGGACCAGCAAACUCGACCUGCGUGGGGCGCGACAUCAACAGGAACUGGGAGUUCGCCUGGAACCCGACAUCAAGCGGCGCCUCGGCCGACCCGUGCGGGCAGACGUACGGCGGGGAGGCGCCGUCAGACUCGCCCGAGAACAAGGGGCUCGACGGGCUGGUGCGCGAGCUGCGCGACAGGGUCGGCAUCAAGCUGUACAUCGACUGGCACAGCUACGGGCAGUACUUUUUGUUUCCCUACGGCUACAACGAGACCAUCUACCUCCCGCAGCUGGGCAAGUGGAGCAGGACGGGCUCGCUCAUGAGUGAGGAGAUCCGCGACAGCUCGGACCGGAGGACGACCUUUACGUUUGGGCCUGGGGGUGCGAUUCUGUACCGGUCUGUGGGCAACUCGCGUGAUCAUGUGUAUGCCAUUGGAGGGGCGGACUUCUCGUGGACGAUUGAGUUGCCUGACACCGGGGACUUUGGUUUUGUUCUGCCGCCUGAGCAGAUUCGGCCGACUGUUGAGGAGCAGUGGGCUGGACAGAAAGUUCUGUACAGUCUUCUCAACGAAGUCUUCUUUGACGAUGAAGGCCCUGCAUAA